Messenger RNA from Penaeus chinensis, 2389 nucleotides. RefSeq lists its product as uncharacterized. The record is from RefSeq and is a predicted model, not a curated record. The transcript has 9 exons. The coding region runs from base 196 to 1308 and encodes 370 amino acids. Lineage: Eukaryota; Metazoa; Arthropoda; Malacostraca; Decapoda; Penaeidae.
UGUGUGGUGAAGACUGUAUCUCGGCGUCGUUUUAAGAGAAAUUAUUGUUCCUAAUAGUUUCUCAUUUUGCGAUUAAGGUCUAACGUAGAAAAAUAAGCAGAGGAGCGCAUAAAUAUUUGUUUCCUCUCUCUUUUUGUAAGGUUUUAUAAAUUCAGAAUCGUGAAAUCCUUCAGAAGUAUCAAACAUCUCGUCAAAAUGGCGGUUCUCAGACGCUUUGGUCGCCAGAAUUUCAACAUUAUUUUGAUUAUCUUGGGGCUCCUUUUCUUGUGGUUCUAUUGGUUCAGAUCCCCGCUUCGCACACCAGAGAAAUUGGUAAAACAGAAUUUGAAUAAGAUCGCAAGCCAGAGGCAAAGAGGAGAUCAUCGCAUUAAAGAAAUGUUCACAAUUGCACGCUGCCAGUGCACGAGGUACAAAACUGACAUCGCGAACCUCCGCAAGUCGAGGCUCGAACGGCUCGUCACCGAUUCGAACACAGCGAAGUCGACGUGUUCGGACUUCGCCACCCUUCGAGGCCCCGGGCAAAAAGUGGUGUCGUAUUCGUACUACUUUUUCGAGGGCGCUUGCAAUGCGGAAAGGGACCAGCAUUUCACCAUAUACCUGAGUCAGAUGCGCGGAACGGUCUCGUCCAUAAAGAAGCAUUACCCCGGAUGGCUGGUGAGAAUCUACCACAACGUUACUCUCGAUGAUAAGAAAAGCUCUGAGGAGUUAUGUCGUCUCUACUGUGACCACGACAACGUUGAUCUUUGCCACGUUCACAACCUGCCCGAGCUUGGGAACUUGACAAAUAAAGGAGUAUUUGGUCGUUUCUGGCGAUUUUCCGUGAUGGGAGAUCCUACAGUAGACGUGUUCUUGUCGAGAGAUACGGACAGCUGGGUGCUGGCGAGAGAGGCGAAGGCAGUAAAGGCGUGGCUCCGGUCUGGCCUCACUUACCACGUCAUACACGACCACCCGAAGCACAAGCCGAUUAUCAUGUCUGGCCUCUGGGGAGCAUUCAACAAAGCGCAGGAAUAUUUGCAACAGGUUCGGGAUUUCAUGUUUGAAUGGCGCGUCUCUGACAAACCGUCACAUGAUAAUGAAAUGCUGAGGAUUUUGCUCUGGCCGAUUAUGAAGGAAGACGUCCUCAACCACGACAGCUUCACCUGCAGCGACCCCAACCACGGCGCCUCCGUACCCUUUCCGACCCGACGCGUAGGUAACGAGUACUGCGGAUGGGGGCUGUCCAAGGCCGUUCCUGCUCUGGAGGUGAACACGACCGAGUGUCCCUACGAGUGCCGUCCCGAUGACCACAAAGACUGGGUGUCCUGUUAAGUAAGGAGAGAGGGAGGGCUGUUAUCUGCCUGGCUUGGUCUUCGUUUUCUUAAGAGACCUCUGGUUUAAGUGGCUUUCCUGUUUUGGGUUGGGCGAUGAUGGCACUUUUCUUGGUUAUUGUGCGUCUAGGCUGAGUUCUAUUUUAUCAUUAUUAUUAUUAUUAUUAUUAUUAUUAUUAUUAUUAUUAUUAUUAUUAUUAUUAUUAUCAUCAUCAUCACCAUUAUCACUAUUACUAUUAGUAAUGUUUAAUAAAUUUCCCUGGACGGUUGUAAAUUAGAGAGCCUCAUUACCAUCGUGAAUAUUAGCAGAAUUUGGACAAAACACGUACUUUGCUAGACCCUGGAGCGUCCCAAAUCUGGGCUUCGAAAGGGAUGUUGAUAGUGCACCAAGGUUUGGCUAAAGAGAAGGUGACAAUCCUUGCCUUGAGUUUAAGUUCAGCGUCAGAUAAGGCGGGUGGAACCCUAGCUUAUGAGGUUCAAAGGCAGUGGGGAAAAAACAAUUCUAGUUUAAGAGGUUUGAAAGUAGUGGUAAAACAACAUUAGUUUAAGAGGUUUAAAGGCAGUGGGAUAAAAACAACCCUAGUUUAAGAGGAUUAAAGUCAGUGGUCAUAUUUUUAUGAGAUGGCGAUAGACAGUGGUCUUUCUUUUAUAUAUCUGACAUGAAAGACGCAUCGAAGCUCUUUUUUCUAUUCUCACUCAGUUGGAUAUUUUCGUUCUUUUUGAGUUAGUAAUGUCCAAUGAAUUUAGGAAACUAUUUUCUAUUGAACCAACUUUUGGUCAAGUUCUGGGAUAAGAGAUUCACUGUACAUUUACUUUACUGGUUUGGUCACCUUUAGCAAUAAGAGCGUGGAUUACCUUAAUUACUAAUAUUUCUUAAUAAAGAAUUUUCACUUACUAAAAUCUACAUAAGAUUAUGGCAAAUUUCAAGUAUACAUAAUUUUUCAUUUGCAUAAACCUGUUGUUAUAUCAUCUAGGAUAUAUUUUAAGUUUCAUGUUGACCUUUUUGUUAUGUAUAAGUACCCAACAUAUGACAGCGACCAAUAAAGUGAAGCUAAUUAAAAUGAUAUCUAGAUUAUUCUACU